AUGAAAGCUGGGUUGGGUAGAAACCCCUCUUUUACUUGGAGGGGGAUUUGGGAGGCCCGAAAAUGGUUAGAAGCGGGGUGUAGGUGGCGGAUAGGGAAUGGAAGGACUGUUCACAUAUGGCAAGAUCAGUGGAUUCCGGGGCAUAUUUCUUUAGUGGCAGAAGGGGUUAGGGGAUGUGAGGGAUUAAACCCGCCUUUGGUUGAUUCCUUAUUUGUUGAUAAUGUUAGAAUGUGGGAUAUUCAAAAGUUAAGAUCUCUCUUCAAUCCAAGUUUAGUCUCCGAUAUCCUAAAAAUUCCUCUAUGUUCUGAUAAUGUGGAAGAUAGGAGGGUUUGGGCUCAUGAACGAAAUGGGGAAUUUAGUGUGCGUAGCUGCUAUAGAUUUAUCUCCUCCCAGGCUGGCCCUCAAAUUGCCGAAUCUUCCAACAUGCAAGCACAGCAGAAAUUCUGGAAGCAUUUGUGGAAGAUGAAAGUGCCUAACAAGCUAAAAAUUUUUGCAUGGCAUGCAUGCAAAGAUAGCCUACCAACUGCAGUGAAUUUAGUAAAGAGAAAGGUCAUACCGAAUGCAACUUGCAGGAUGUGUUUAUCAGAAGAGGAAAAUAUUGCUCAUGCCAUUUUUCAUUGUGGGGCUGUGCAAGACUUAUGGAGGUAUUAUCUCCCUGAGUUAAUAAGGGAUAAGCAGAUGUCUUUGGUGGAUUUGGCCAUGCAACUUUGUGAAAGAAAUAUGGCUGGAAAAAUGUGCACGUUUUUUGCUUUGGCGUGGGGAUUAUGGUACCGCAGGAAUAAAUUUGUGAAUGAUCAGAUUCUGUUAGGGACUGCCAGUGUUGCUGAGAGUGUUCAUGUCCUGUUGAGAAGCCAUGCUCAAGUCAGUAUAAAGAUAAGAAGUGAGAUCCUGAAGUUUUACAAGUGGAAUCCACCUUCGGCUGGAAGUCUGAAACUCAAUGUGGAUGCUGCUACUUUUCCUGGGUGGGAUAAAGCUGGAGUAGGGGCUGUGCUGCGAGAUGAGAAAGGCAGAAUUUUGAUGGCCUUUAGCCGUGCAGAAAUUCUUUUGAAAGGAUCCGAAAGUUUAGAGCUUCUAGCCAUAUUUAGAGGAAUGCAACAAUGUGUUACGAUGGGUGUUUCCCAUCUGGUUGUGGAAAGUGACAGCUUACUAAGUAUUGACGCCCUAAAUGAUGAUAGCAUGACAAAUUCUUUGUUGGGAGUGAUUUAUUACGAGAUAAAGAAGCUGGCCAGUUGCUUUGUUUUAUGUUUAUUUUCUCAUGUAUACCGGGAAGGCAACAGGGUAGCUCAUAAAUUAGCUAGAAAUGCUUGUAAGGUUGAUAGUAUGGAGGUUUGGUGGAAUAGUAUUCCAGACUGUAUUUCUCAAACUGUAUGGUUUGAUGAGUGUCUGUAA
This is a messenger RNA of Juglans regia (Persian walnut), 1389 nucleotides long. RefSeq lists its product as uncharacterized. Lineage: Eukaryota; Viridiplantae; Streptophyta; Magnoliopsida; Fagales; Juglandaceae. The transcript has a single exon. Bases 1 to 1389 code for a protein of 462 amino acids. Gene Ontology annotation, molecular function: RNA-DNA hybrid ribonuclease activity; nucleic acid binding. The record is from RefSeq and is a predicted model, not a curated record.